AUGUCCACUGUCGACAACGUUGUCUCUGCUCGUGAUGAUGUCGGUGUAGGUGCUGACUGGAACACUGCUGGCGCUGAAAUGGCCAGUAAGGAAUAUCCUUGGCCCAACUGGCCCAAGGAGUGUGAGGUCGAUAGCGACUGCAAGUACCCUGGCGAUGUGUGCAAGGACCACUGGGUUUGCAUGCCGAUUACCAUCAUCACAAAGCUUGGAAAGAGCGAGUCUGCUCGUGAUGUUGCCGCCCAGGACAUCUGUCGUCUCGAUAGCGACUGUCCUUCCGAUGGAUCUUGCAUCAACUUCUCCUGCAUCGUGGCAGAUACUUCUGCUUUCCGUUUUAUCGAUCGUCGCUCCCCUCAGGGUGUCAACUGCCACAACUCUGUCGACUGUGAUGGCGGCCAUUGCUACCAUGGCAUCUGUGUUGCUGAGCUUCCUCACCUUGGGUCUGGAUUCGAGUCCCGUUCUCCUCAGGGCGUCAACUGCCACAACUCUAUCGACUGUGACGGCGGCUAUUGCUACCAUGGCAUCUGUGUCGCCGAGCCUCCCCGCCUUGAAUCUGAACUCGAGUCUCGUUCCCCUCAGACUUUGAUCUGCCACAACUCUGCUGACUGCGAUGGUGGUUAUUGCUAUCGCGGCAUUUGUGUUGCUAGCCCUCCCAUGGACCGCGACCCCAAACAGCCGGGCAGACCUCCCAAGGAGUGA
This is a messenger RNA of Aspergillus calidoustus, 696 nucleotides long. The record is from the annotation of a GenBank genome assembly. Lineage: Eukaryota; Fungi; Ascomycota; Eurotiomycetes; Eurotiales; Aspergillaceae.